Molecule: messenger RNA, 1388 nt
Organism: Drosophila eugracilis
Lineage: Eukaryota; Metazoa; Arthropoda; Insecta; Diptera; Drosophilidae
Product: protein transport protein sec31
Exons: 2
Coding region: 220-1191 (323 amino acids)
Source: RefSeq, a predicted model, not a curated record
CAAACCGAAAGCGUCGCGAACGCCUCUAUUGAAAUCACGUACUGUAAAUCGCGCGGAAGUGAAGUGCGGCCAAGGAUCAGGCUUCUAUAUCCUUUAUAUAGUGUGUGGCUAGUUCAAACCUCCGUUCUCAAGGCUCUUAAAUAGGUUCAUUUGCAGUAACCGGAAUAAACACAUCUAAUUUGGAUACAACGCGUAAUUGAGUUCUAAACGAAAGUGAAGAUGCCUUACCACCGACUGAGUAUUCUGGGCCUGUUGCUCCUCUCUUUGGCCUGCACCAAAGCCGACGUGGGCUAUCAUUACAACAGACCUACUAGACCCACAGCACCUUCGGCGCCUUCUGGACCUGGAUACACUGGUCACCAGUUCAGUGCCCUGCCCACCAUCCAUCCGCUGCCACCUAUUCCGGCACUUCCUCCACUUCCCACGGCCAGAGUUCCGAUUCCCAGGAGUCGUCCUACUGCUCCUGCCGCCAACAUCGUUAGUCAUUAUCUGCCGCCCAAGCCAGUGGUGUCCACCUAUAUUCCACCGCCAGCGGCAGCCCCUAUAUCAUCUAUAACUUUCCAUGGAACGCCCACUUUCAAGCCCAUUUAUGGGCCUCCACCACCAGCGAGGAUAACUCCGUCCAUUCCCACGAUUGCUACGCCUAUUGUGGUGCCACCCACUGGUCCAGCUCCCUUGCCCGAAGGCGGAAAUCUCCGCAUACCCUUCGGCAAGAAGGCCCUGAUUUCUCCCGGAGAGUCCUACGUGUCCAAUGGCAGACAGCUGAAGCAAUAUGCCGUCAUCGAGAUUAUAGACAACGAUAUAGACGAGACACCAUCUCCUUUCUUGGCGGGAUCCAGCUUCUUCGAUCGCUAUGGAGCACAUGUAGGUGCUCCCGCGGCGAACGGAAUCCAAAUAGAUUCUCGGGCCAACGCCCUGCUGCUGGAGCAACAGCAACUCUCCAUCCAGCCCAGAUCUCAGGGAGGAGUCCAAGGAGGAGACGCCAUUGCCCUGGGUUCGGGAGGACUGGGCUUUGUGCGCUUGCCCAACGGAAAUGUAUACCUGGGCUCCGGAUCGCUGGGUUACAUCAGUGGUCAACAGCGAGUGGCUUCUGUCCUGGAUGCACGCACCCGGUCGGAAUCCACUUCGGAUGCCCUGCACUUCGGUCAUGGUGCCUUGGGGGGAGUGGACAACCUGCUGAGAUUUAAGUAGAGAGGCUACCCUCCUUACCCACUCACACAUCCACAUCUAUAUCUAUUGAAAUAUGUAUAUUGUAUUGUAAAUAUGUAAUUAAAGCACCUUCUUGUUUGUGUAGACCGUAAGCUUGCUUAAACUAUUUGAGAUUCUUGUACAUUUGUCCUAUGCGAAACAUCGAAACUUGAUCAAAUAAAUACAAAUAUGGUUACAAA